UCAUGCGCCGCCGUAUUUGACAGGAAUACGUCCUGUCUGUGUCUGUGACCCCCGUUCAACCCACAACCGGCUGGAUUCGCCGUUUCGUUUCUGCUGCUGGUUGAAAUCUGUACUCACACAGCGUGCUGAAUGGUUUAUUUUGCCCGCACAAAACUAUUUUUUGUUGCAAAUGCGAGUGCGGUGACGGACGGAGUAAAAUAUCGCCACAUUGACAAAUCUCCUCACCAUGUCUGGAUAGCAGACAAGCAUGAUGAAAAGCAAGAUGGCCGCCGAGCACACACAGAGGGUGGCAGGUACUGCGUUUGUGCUAAAAGCGUCAACUCCGUCUUAUAGUUGGAUACCGAGUGUAAUCUUUGCAAUAUGCUUGUGUUUACUAUCAACACGGCAGCGACUAUCAACCCACAAUAACAAAGACAAGGACAAUGUGUUCUCACUGGCACCUGGAAGUCAGUAUUUACUGUACUCGGUAAUCCUACAUGACGGACGAGCCAGGACACCCUCCACCUCCACGAAAAAGGAUACAACAACCCCAGCAAAUACGAUACGAAGGCUGCUCUUCCUGACAAUCAUGGCACUUCUAGCUGGCGAUGUGGAGGUAAAUCCUGGCCCACAAGCGCUAGGCCUGACACAGCGGCUAGAGGCUAACAAUAGCCUGCUACAUCCAGCCACCAGCAGCACGACAGCCGCCUAUUCAGCAGAGUUAACAACUAGCAGGACUCGCGAACUGCUGGCUCUGCUUCACCUACCCCCUCCGAUGUUUCGGUGCUAUCUCCCUGCUGUUACUGCCGCAGUCCGCCGUGCUGCUCACAGACCUGACGAAGGCGUCCACCAUCCCGACAUCAACGCCUCAGCAGCGGCUAACCCAGCGGGGCCGCGCCGAGGGCAGACGGCCCAGCAGCUGGGAGCUGACGGCGGCAUCCACCAUCCCGACACCAACGCCUCAGCAGCGGCUAAUCCAGCGGGGCCGCGCCGAGGGCAGACGGCCCAGCAGCUGGGAGCUGACGGCGGCAUCCACCAUCCCGACACCAACGCCUCAGCAGCGGCUAACCCAGCGGGGCCGCGCCGAGGGCAGACGGCCCAGCAGCUGGGAGCUGACGGCGUCAUCCACCAUCCCGACACCAACGCCUCAGCAGCGGCUAAUCCAGCGGGGCCGCGCCGAGGGCAGACGGCCCAGCAGCUGGGAGCUGACGGCGGCAUCCACCAUCCCGACACCAACGCCUCAGCAGCGGCUAACCCAGCGGGGCCGCGCCGAGGGCAGACGGCCCAGCAGCUGGGAACUGACGGCGGCAUCCACCAUCCCGACACCAACGCCUCAGCAGCGGCUAACCCAGCGGGGCCGCGCCGAGGGCAGACGGCCCAGCAGCUGGGAACUGACGGCGGCAUCCACCAUCCCGACACCAACGACUCAGCAGCGGCCCAGCAGCUGGGAGCUGACGGAGGCGCCCACCAUCCUCACACCGUCACCUCAGCUGCGGCUCGCCUGUUACAUCCGAGCACUGUCAGCGCAGCAGCUCACCCAACAGCCCAGCAGCUCAACAAGGUCAUGGAUCAAGGAGGCCAUAGAGAUCAGGAAGCGGGCCAGGACACCAUCAACCGGGAUGAGAGGGCUUUAAUGCUGUCGCACACCUGGGAUGCUCUCCACCAGAGACCAUCGGCAGAUCUGUCAGAUUGCCAAGCCGGUCAUGCCUUCAAGGAAACACCAGCUGAUAAAGACACAUCACGACACACGUCAGAUGACGCUUCUGAAGAAGACUGAAGUAAGCAGUCAAAACAUGUCAAGGUCCUGUUCCCCGGCUACCCCCCUGCUCUGGCAUGUGAAUCCCAUGAAGGGUAUUGUGUCAGAAGAGGUAAAAUGCCAACUUUCUUUGUUCACAUGAAUUACUUUUUUUGGCUGAAUGGUCAUUCAUUUAACUUGUUUUCUUUCAUUUAUUAUAGACAGACUGCCACUGCUGUUUUUUUUUUGUUUUGUUUUUUUUUGCAUUGUUUUGUUUAUUUCAUUUUGUUUGUUUGUUCAUUUAGUUUAUUUCAUUGUUGACCCAGUUGUUCUAUUUUUGAAUGAUUUCAGUAUUAUUUUGCCUUUUAUUAUAUUAGGUGGUUUCUGUUAAUUUCUUUUGCCCUUUGUUAUGUUAGUCCUCCAGGGCCUUGAUUUCUUUCCCCCAAGAGACUUUUAAUAGAUUAUUGCAGCAGUCCUGUGUGUUUUUAAUACAUUUCUUGUUUGUCUUAUUCUUUGCAUGAGUGCUGCAGGACUGGUGAUAGCGUCCUGAACACCAAUCCCUCCACCGAAUUUCUGAUCCAGACAUUCAGCAUGAUUUUACCAGCCAAAUUAUUGUAGAUGUCUCCUCUUCUCCAAAACAAACAGACCCGGUGAUUUUAACUGGUAAAAACACUGAAUAAAGUAGUUUCACGAUACCCUUCAGUGUUUCUCUGAUGCUGUUUGGCAUGUUGGAGAUGGAAUGCUAGCCCAGCACUUGCUAAUGUGUGCUCAUCUUUAUUCUCUGACAAUUUAAGUUCCAAAUGUUCAAGAGGUUUUUUACUAGGAGCUGCAUUAUCCAGGGGUCUCUUCCUCUGAAAAACAAAUGAUUUAAACCGCUAAAAACUCUGAACAAAGCAGUUAGACAUGAAAAUAAAUAAAUAAAUAAAAUAAAAAAAAUCUGUGUUUUUCCAUUGCUGCUCGUCGCAGAGGGGCUUCUAACUAAGUUGGCAAAGGAAAAAAUCAAAAUGGCCCAAUUUGUAGCAUUUAGAGCCAGUGUUUGGUUUGUCUGUUCUAGGUAACCGUAGAAACAUGUCACUGCAACAUGGUGGACCCUGUGGAACCCUAUGUAAAUGUAAACAGCUCAUUUUAAGGUAAUGAAAAAUGAAGAUUCUUAUUUUUAGCUGAUUAUACACAAAAGAAAACAUAUUUAUUGUAUCAUAUUCAAUAUCUAACAAUAUCCCUCUAAAUCCUAAACACUGGACCUUUAAGGCUGAACUAAUUAAACAAACUUUAUACACUGUUGGGUAGUUUUAUCUGUAAAAUGCUGGUCAUUUGUUUUGUAUUUAAAUCCUCAUCUGCAAAGUCACCUAUAAGCUGGUAAAUAAAUGAAGUGGAUUAAAAACUACAGUAUAUCCCUCUGAAAUGUAGUGAAGUCAAACACUCAGUGAAACACUCAAGUACAAGUACGUCAUAAUUGAACUUCAAUACAGUACUUUAUGUAUUAUACAGUACUGUAAAUGUAUUAUUUUUUCACCAUGUAGUUUGUACUAAUACUUUGUUAGGUAGAACAAAUCCGGGUAACACUUUAUAUUAAGGUACUGUUAUAUAGCUAAUUAAUGCUUAAUAAGCACAAAUUAAUAGUUAAUCAGCACUUAGAAGGCAGUAUAAGAUGCUUAUUAACAUUAAUAAGACUAUAAGUGUUUAUUACAGCAUAACUGACUGAGUUAUUAUUGCUUAUAGGAGCAUUAUAAGCACUUAAUAGCAGGGGUGGAAGUAACGAAUUACAAAUACUCACGUUACUGUAAUUAAGUAGAUUUUUUGGGUACUUGUACUUUUAUGAGUAUUUUUUUUCAAGUGUGUAAUUUUACUCCUACUUGAGUACAAUUUACACCAUGUCAUCUACUUUGCUACUUUUAAAAUCAUAAGUCGCUACUGAGUACGCCCACAAUUUGAAUUAAUAUUCAAACCUUUCAUCUGCAUCUUUGUAGCCAAUAAGGCUGUCCGAUCGCGACCGCGCCAAUUAAUCUAUGACGUAAGGAAAGGACAUCUCCGCUGCAGCAGGCACAGGUGUCUGGCGGUAACAUACCUACACAGCAGAGUAGAGACUAAUUUAUGGACUGAAGAUUUGAAGACAAAGAAGCCAAGGGUGAGUGUCCAUGCGCCAUAGUGCUCUGCGCCGCAACAUAACGGCUUACCGGUGACAGAGAAGUCUGACUCCAGGUCCAGUAAUUUCCUCAUUCGUUGGCGUCAUGACUGCCCAGUAGUACCUGGACAAAAGAGGCACGCAGGCACACAGGUAUGUGGCGUGUCAGAGGAGAAACGAGCUGUUCACAUUUUUCUCUCUGUGGCAGGUAACGUUCCACAAACCUCACCGCACUUUAGGGACUGUUCUUUACUUAUGAAGGGACUGUUCUGUACUUGUCAGGGGACGAGGGUGGCUGGUUGAUUUUUAUUUUUUUAUUUUUUUAUUUUGAUCCCCCUUUUGUUAAUCACUUAUUGAAGCUGUUUAGUAAUUUAUUCCAUUGAAAUAUCAUUGAUGUAUUUUAGAAAAGUGAUUUAUGUUUUUAUAAAUGACAAAAGGCACAUCUGCCUCAUUUUUGCUGUGGUAUCGUGAUACUACUCAGAACCGUGAUACUUUCACUGGUAUCGUACAGUGGGUCCCAAUUUUGGUACGGUGACAACACUAGAUGUCGCAACCAUUCCAUUCGGAGUCGCGCAGUGAGGCGGCUCGGGUGAGUGUUCCCCCACUUUUGGGAGUGGGGGAACACUGCUCUCUCAGAGGCCCAAAGUGUUCCCCUACUUCUAAUUUUACAAAUUAAGCACUGGUUAUUAGUUUGGCUAAGAUAAGUCUGCAAAGAUAUUGUCACUGCCACUGGUUUGCCUGAUAUUAAAAUAAGACGGAGCUAACUAACGUGUGCGCGUGCAUGCAUACAUAAUUGAGCUACAAUUCUUAGAGAUGUUUUAGCUUAAUAUUUUGACAGCCACCGUCAUUACAAUAAAUUAAAUCUGUAGUCAUUUAAUACUCACAGGCCUACAUUCAACAGGCCUAUAUUUUGUGCUAGAGUGACGCUAUGUUAUAUGAAACAUUAACCAUGAAAGUUAACCAUGUCAUGUUAGCCUGUCGGUAAGGGGGGUAAAUAGUGCUCCAAAUUCAGGCUAAUGUUUAGCAUGGAAAACAGGGCACGAGCAAGGGGUUCGUUGUUCUCUUACUUAAAGAUACCUGAAUGAAAAUGUUUUUGUAUGAUAAGCGUUACCCCUUUACAGACUCAUCCACUUCACUCUAAUCCCUUGCAGUUUUGUGCAAAACCCACAUGGUAAUUUUGCGUGCGGUAUUUAUGUAAUUUUGCCUAUUCUAUUUUAUUAUUCUUGCAUAUUGGGGUCCUUAAACAGUAUUACAGUUAGAUAAUUUGGGGCUGACUGGAAAGCUGUGACUCUUGUGGAGUCAGUGAGCCCCAUGUAUUAAUGUGUGUGCCAUGUGUUUACACUCUUGCCUCAUAAUAGUCAUCAUUGCAGUAAUUUCACUGUAUAAGGUGAGCUGUUUUUGAUAUUUUAUACAGGUGAAUCGAAUCGAAUGCCUGCUAUUGACGACGCAAUAAAACAUCCAUCGGUUAAAACUAAUUAAUACUCUGAGUAGUUUUUGAGAAGAGUACUUUGUACUUUUACUUUAGUAUUUUUUAAACACCAGUACUUUUACUUGUAAUUGAGUACAGUUUAAGCAAUGUAACAGUACUUGUACUUGAGUACAAAUUUUCAGUACUCUUUCCAC
Epinephelus fuscoguttatus (brown-marbled grouper) is the source of this 5459-nucleotide messenger RNA. RefSeq lists its product as uncharacterized. The record is from RefSeq and is a predicted model, not a curated record. Bases 248 to 1756 code for a protein of 502 amino acids. The transcript is spliced from 3 exons. NCBI's taxonomy places the organism in Eukaryota, Metazoa, Chordata, Actinopteri, Perciformes, Serranidae.